This is a messenger RNA of Argiope bruennichi, 1353 nucleotides long. Its product is annotated as histone H1-III-like. The transcript has a single exon. Gene Ontology annotation, cellular component: nucleus; nucleosome. Gene Ontology annotation, molecular function: nucleosomal DNA binding; double-stranded DNA binding; structural constituent of chromatin. Bases 103 to 684 code for a protein of 193 amino acids. The record is from RefSeq and is a predicted model, not a curated record. Lineage: Eukaryota; Metazoa; Arthropoda; Arachnida; Araneae; Araneidae. Gene Ontology annotation, biological process: nucleosome assembly; chromosome condensation; negative regulation of DNA recombination.
CAUGGGUUUCAUUUCUUGCGCAAACGUUGUUAGAGAGUGUGUUACUUUUGCAUUUCAAAGAUUCUUGCCUGAGCUCUGCUUUUACGAGUCGUAGUAGACAAAAUGGUUGACGUUGUUAAUGAUACCCCGACGAAGAAGGCUAAGACGCCUAAAGUGAAAAAGCCCAAAACGGCACCGACACAUCCUAAGGUGUCCGAGAUGGUCAAUGCAGCUAUUGGGUCUUUGAAAGAACGCGGCGGUUCAUCUGUUCAAGCCAUUAAAAAAUACAUCAAAGCUAACUACAAGGUGGAUGCUGAGAAGUUGUCUCCUUUUAUCAAGAAAUACCUUAAAACUGCUGUUGCAAGCGGUGGUCUUGUUCAGACAAAAGGAAAAGGCGCUACAGGUUCUUUCCGAAUUGGAGGAUCCUCAUCUGGUACCAAGGAGAAAAAGGCAGCUGCCAAGCCAAAGAAAGCUGCUGUUAAGGCUGCACCAAAGCCCAAGAAGCCAAAGGCAACUACCCCGAAAAAAGCAGCGAAACCGAAAAAGGCAGCAGCCGCUAAGCCGAAAAAGUCCCCCACAAAGAAAGCGAAACCUGCAACCCCCAAGAAAGUGGCCAAACCGAAAACCGUCAAAGCAAAGACUCCCAAGGCGAAGAAACCAAAGGCAACUCCCAAGAAAGCGGCAGCCAAGAAGGGGAAGAAAUAAACCUGUUCAUCACUGACUUUUUUUUCCGAACUGAAACAUCUUUACGCGUUUCUUUUAUUUAUUUUUGACGGACCAAAUUACUGUUAACGAACUUCUGUUUUGGCGGCUUCAACUUGUGAAUUUUCAGAUAAACGAACAUUUUAUUAACAUUUCGAAGAAUUGUUAAUAAUAUUCAUUUCAUUACAGGUAAAAAUACAUUUUGUAACAUCGAGAUUUAGUUUGUAAUGUUUAUUUUAAUCACUUUCUAAACAGUUUUUAAUAGCUUUUAAUAUCGGACCACUGAAAUUUUCUGAUGUUUUUAAAAUAAUCUUUCGAAUUGAAUAUUUUACUUGUAAUAAUAUAAAAUGAGUUUGAUUACAAUUUUUGAUAAUCUUUUUUAAUUGUUUGAAGACUAAGAAGUAACAGAAGUUGUUAACAUUUUUCAUUGUAUUAUAAACAUAAUCAUCAUUUUAGUGUCCCAAGCUUUUUGUUAAUGCUGUAUCUCAGUUUUAAUGGAUUGUUUAAGAAAGUGGAUUUUUUUUUUUUUUUUCAGUUAAAGUAUCAAUAUGUUGUGUUCAAUCAGUAUACCAUACUCCUUUUGUUGCUUAAAUGAUUUAUGUAAUACUCUUUGGACACAAAUUGCUUUGAAGAUGUUUUGUUUGAUGUAUAAUAAAGCUAUAUUUUGUUAAA